Bufo gargarizans (Asiatic toad) is the source of this 3440-nucleotide messenger RNA. It is a transcript of the gene RBM19, whose product is annotated as RNA binding motif protein 19. NCBI's taxonomy places the organism in Eukaryota, Metazoa, Chordata, Amphibia, Anura, Bufonidae. Gene Ontology annotation, molecular function: RNA binding. The record is from RefSeq and is a predicted model, not a curated record.
GUAAACCAAGAUGGCGGCGCCCACGGCCAAAACGUGAAGCUACUUCGAGAAUCGGCUACCACCUGAUAUUUCAUAUAUCAAGCAAGAUGUCGCGAUUGAUCGUCAAGAAUCUCCCGAAUGGGAUGAAGGAAGAUAGAUUCCGAGAACUUUUUGCUGCAUUUGGGAAUUUAACCGAUUGCACCCUGAAAUAUACGAACGAUGGCAAGUUCCGAAAAUUUGGCUUCAUUGGUUUUAGCUCAGAAGAUGAUGCCAAAGCAGCACUGAGCCACUUCAACAAGAGCUUCAUUGACACAUCCCGUAUUUCUGUGGAACUAUGUAAAGCAUUUGGUGAUCCUACUAAGGGAAAGGCAUGGAGCAAGUACUCUCAGAGUAAAAGCAAGGAUGUGACAAAGAAUGAGCGUGUAGCAAAGACAGCAGAAGACAGUGAGAAGGCAACAACAAAGAAGAGUUCCGUUUUGGAGGAUCUGGAAAAAGACAGCGGCUUCAAAGAAUUUCUCAGUGUGCACCAAAACAGGAGCAAGGUAGCUACAUGGGCUAAUGACACACUGGCUGAGCCUAUGGAAAAGGUGAAGAGCCGUUCCCAGGAUGAUUACCUCAACUUUGAUUCCGAUUCUGAACAAGAAUCUGGUAAUGAGAGUGAGGAUGGAAAAAAAAAUGCAGAUGAGAAGCUUGCCUUACAAUCCGAGAUUUCAGAUAUGGACUACCUAAAAUCCAAGGUAGUGAGAGAGCCCUCAACUGCCAUUCCUGAAGAUGAAGAAGAAAAAGAGGCAGACCAAGAGAUAAUCGCUACCAAGAGUAAGGUAGCUGGGUCUGCUGAGAAGAGUAGACCAGGAAAGAAAGAGAAACCACCUGUUCAGAAUGAGCCUACAACACCAUAUACUGUCAAACUGAGAGGAGCACCAUUCAAUGUAACCGAACAAAACGUUCGGGAGUUUCUUCUACCACUAAAACCGGCAGCUUUUCGAAUAGUGCGUAAUACUCAUGGAAACAAGACUGGUUAUAUUUUUGUGGACCUGAACAGUGAAGAUGAAUUACGUAAAGCUCUGAAGAAGAAUAAAGAUUAUAUGGGUGGAAGAUACAUUGAGGUGUUCCAGGUUGAGCAAGGAAAAGAACCACGUCCCUCAGGAAAAUCACAAAACAGACCAUGGGAACAGCGUCAAAAGGAUUCUGAGCUACAGGAAGAUUUGUCCGACUCCGGAAGACUUUUUGUUAGAAAUCUUCCUUAUACCUGUACAGAGGCAGACUUGGAGGCUUUAUUCUCCAAAUACGGUCCUCUCUCUGAAAUCCAUUUUCCAAUUGACAAGCUAACAAAAAAGCCUAAGGGUUUUGCCUUUGUUACAUUCCUGAUUACGGAACAUGCCGUUAAAGCUUAUACAGAGGUUGAUGGACACAUUUUUCAGGGCCGAAUGCUUCAUGUUCUUCCCUCCAAUGUGAAAAAGGAAGAUGAGGGUGAGGUGGGAGCAGAUUCUGGUUAUAAGAAACAAAAAGCUAUGAAGGACAAAGCCAACAGUUCCAGUUCUCACAACUGGAAUACACUGUUCAUGGGACCUAGCUCAGUGGCUGAGGUCAUUGCUCAAAAGUACAACACUAGCAAAAGCCAAGUACUGGAUCAUGAAGGAAAAGGCAGCGUUGCUGUCAGAGUUGCAUUGGGAGAAACCCAGAUUGUUCAAGAUGUGCGUCAGUUCCUUCUAGAUAACGGAGUUUCUCUGGAUUCUUUCAGUCAGGCUGCUUCACCACGCAGUAAGACAGUGAUUCUUGUUAAGAACCUCCCGGCUGGUACUCAGGUGGCAGAACUUCAGGAGGUGUUUGGACGCUUUGGAGAUCUGGGAAGAGUUUUGCUGCCAGAAGGUGGAAUAACGGCCAUUGUGGAAUUUCUUGAACCAACUGAAGCUAAGCAAGCUUUCCGGAAAUUGGCGUAUACAAAAUUUCAGCAUGUCCCCCUUUACUUAGAGUGGGCACCUAUGAAUGUUUUUAGUAGCGCACCUGCUGAGAAGACAACUGAGCCAGUGCAGGUUGGCAAGUUAGAUGAGCAAAGCAAAGAGAGUGUUGAAGAAAAACCAGGAGACAAAGAUAAGUCGGAGGAGUCUGAAGAAGAUGAAGAAACACUUCCAGGCUGCACAUUGUUCAUUAAGAACCUGAACUUUAGUACCAGUGAGGAAACUCUUAAAGAGGUCUUUUCAAAAGUUGGUGCUGUGAAAACCUGUACCAUUUCUAAGAAAAAAGAUAAGCAAGGUGCCCUUCUGUCUAUGGGCUUUGGAUUUGUAGAGUAUCAGAAGCCAGAACAUGCACAAAAAGCUCUACGACAGCUGCAGCACUGUACAGUUGACGAUCACCAGCUAGAAGUUAAACUAUCAGAACGGGCAAUCAGACCAGCAGUAUCCACCAAUCAUAAGAAGCAGGUGAACAAAAAGCAGAAGAGCUCAAAGAUUCUUGUUCGAAAUGUUCCCUUCCAGGCCAUGGUUAAGGAAGUCCAGGAGCUGUUCAGCACCUUUGGUGAACUGAAGACCGUUCGUCUGCCUAGGAAGAUGGCUGGCAGCGGCUCUCACCGGGGUUUCGGCUUUGUGGACUUUGUAACCAAAAAAGAUGCCAAGAGAGCAUUCGAUGCUCUUUGUCACAGUACCCAUCUGUACGGGCGUAGGCUAGUCCUGGAGUGGGCAGACACAGAGGAGAGUGUGGAAUCUCUCAGGAGAAAAACAGCUGAGCAGUAUCAUGGUCUGCCGAAAAAGAAGAAAUCCUCUGCCCUGAUGGAGGAUUUUAUGGGGAGCUUAGAGCCGGAUGAUGCGGAUGAGUAAGAUGUUUCCAUGGCUUUGAAGCCAUUUUCAUCCUUUAUAACAUCUGUGGACGACUGAGUCCCUAUUUCAAGGCCUUCAUUGGACACUGAUGGAAUUGCGUGACUUCUGGCCCACUGUGACUUUUAAUACAAGAGAGCAUUUUAUACCAGAACGGGCGUUACCUGCAGCUUGCUGUCAAUGGACUUUUCUUUUUUUUUUUAAGAUGUGUUUUAAAGAUAAAAUGUAAAAGCACAAUCGUGAGAGCCAUCAUCGGCUUCUGUUACCAUGUAAUCUGUUUAGGGCAUAUAUUAGGUUCCAAGAUGGUUAACAGGGUCAGCCAUUACCCUCUCAGUGCAUUAUGGGACUUGACGGUUCUGACAUGUCCUGUUAAUCAUAGGCCCGGGGGGGCAGUUAGAAGACCUGCUUGUUUAAUUAAAAUAUGCUUUUUCCAUAUUUAUGGUCCUUGAUUCCUUUAAAUAUUGAGAACUUGGGGGGAAAAAAAAACACCCAGUCUAUAGAAAUAUCAUACCGGAGAAAGAGAGAGGCUUAUUCAGAUUUUAGUAUCAGCAUAAUCUUUGUAAAUAUGGGCACAAUGUUCUUUUUUUUUAUGAGUGUUAAUAUAUUUUUAAUGCCAUUUAUUACUAAUAAAAAAAAAUCAUCAAAGUAGAA